AUGGGUUGCAGUGCUUCGGUGCCAACAGUUAGUUCUCUCAAUGCUCAUCCUCUCACGUCUUCAUCAUCACCACCGACGGCACCACCAAAAACUUUGGAGAUUGCAAAACGUGAUCGUCGACGCAUUGAACCACAAGAACUUAUACAAAAUUUUCUGUUGCUUUGGCUAGAUGCAUAUAUCGAUGAAUCUACUGAUGAUUUUCGUAAUUCAAUGAAACAAUUACGCCGCACAGUUAAUACUAUUGAAACAUUUCAAGAUACUGACGAAUGCAUCAAUUUUAUAACAAAACUUGAAAAUAAAAAAGUCUUUCUCAUUAUUUCUGGUGCUCUAUGUCAAACUAUUGUACCAAAUAUUCAUCAACUCGACCAAAUCUACUCAAUCUAUAUAUUUUGUCGAAAACCGUCGAAGUACCAAGAAUGGGCAAACGAUUGGUCUAAAGUGAAAAGUAUUGUUACGGAAAUUACUUCAAUUUGUGACUCAGUUCGACAAUCGGCUCGACAAUGUAAUGAAGAUUUAGUCACGAUUAGUGCUGUGUCAUCAUUAAAUAAAAUUGAACCGUCAUUUAUGUACACACAAUUAUUUAAAGAAAUCCUUUCUGAAAUCGAAUUUGAUAAAAACAAAGAAAUCAAUACACUAGCUGAAUACGCCCGCGAAAAGUAUACCGGCAACGGUGAACAUUUAAUGAUGAUCGAUGAAUUUGUGCGAGAUUAUCAAAAUGAUUCAAACGAGAACAAAGCUAUUUGGUGGUAUACACGUGAAUGUUUCACAUAUCACAUGCUGAACAAAGCCUUGGGAAAUCUUCAAGUUGAAACUCUGCUCAAUAUGGGUGUCUUCAUUCGUGAUCUUCACCAAAAUAUUACCAAACUUCAUUUCGAACAAUCAAAUAAAGCACCUACAACAACAACAAUUACAGUCUAUCGGGGCAAAACUAUGAGCAAGCAGGAUUUCGAAAACAAAAUUAAAACAGAUGGACUCAUUUCAUUCAAUAACUUCUUAUCCACAAGUGAUGAUCAGAAAGUAGCCACACGUUUUAUAACAGAUGCACUACAAUCAAACAACAAAAACAAAAUAGGUGUUCUGUUCGAAAUGACAAUUGUGCGAACGAUUUCAUCGACUCCAUUCGCCGCAAUACAUGGAAUCAGUUUCUUCCCAACAGAAAGUGAAAUUCUCUUUUCAAUGCAUACUGUUUUUCGUGUUCAACAAAUCAAACACAUCGAAGAGAAUGGCAUAAAGCUACAACAAGUAAAACUAACACUCACCACUGAUAAUGAUGAUCAACACCUCAAUGCACUUACCCAACAUAUCCGAGACGAAAUCACCGGGACAGGAUGGCAACGAAUGGGUUCGCUGCUAUGGAAAAUGGGGGAGAACAACAAAGCCGAACAAGUGUAUACAAUGUUACUUGACAAUGCUACCGAUGACCGUGAUAAAUAUUACUGUUACAAUCAACUUGCAAUCAUCAAGGCUAAUCAAGGAGAAUAUCCAAUUGCGGCCGGCUUAUACGAAAAAUCUCUCGCUGUCACAGAAAACAUCCUCCCUCCGAAUCAUCCGGACUUCGCUGCUUCCUACAACAACAUCGGUUCCGUGUAUGCUAAGAUGGGCGAGCACUCGAAAGCACUUUCAUCCUACGAACGAUCACUGGAAAUUCAGAAAACAGCUCUCCCUCCGAAUCAUCCGGACUUCGCUGCUUCCUACAACAACAUCGGUGUGCUAUAUGCUAACAUGGGUGAGCACUCGAAAGCACUUUCAUCGUUCGAACGAUCACUUGAAAUUCGGAAAAUAACUCUCCCUCCGAAUCAUCCGGACUUGGCUGCUUCCUACAACAACAUCGGUAUGAUGUAUGAUAAGAUGGGCGAGUACCCGAAAGCACUUUUAUUGUACGAACGAUCACUUGAAAUUCAGAAAACAGCUCUCCCUCCGAAUCAUCCGGACUUCGCUACUUCCUACAGCAACAUCGGUUCUGUGUAUGCUAACAUGGGCGAGUACUCGAACGCACUUUCAUCCUACGAACGAUCACUUGAAAUUGAGAAAAUAGCUCUCCCUCCGAAUCAUCCGGACUUGGCUGCUUCUUACAACAACAUCGGUGUGCUGUAUGCUAACAUGGGCGAGUACUCGAACGCACUUUCAUCCUACGAACGAUCACUUGAAAUUCAGAAAAUAGCUCUCCCUCCGAAUCAUCUGGACUUGGCUGCUUCCUACAACAACAUCGGUCUGCUCUAUGAUAAGAUGGGCGAGUACUCGAAAGCACUUUCAUCGUUCGAACGAUCACUUGAAAUUCAGAAAAUAACUCUCCCUCCGAAUCAUCCGGACUUGGCUGCUUCCUACAGCAACAUCGGUGUGCAGUAUGCUAACAUGGGCGAGUACUCGAAAGCACUUUCAUCCUGCGAACGAUCACUUGAAAUUGAGAAAAUAAAUCUCCCUCCGAAUCAUCCCGACUUAACUACUUCCUACAACAACAUCGGUAUGAUGUAUGAUACGAUGGGCGAGCACUAGAAAGCACUCUCAUCCUACGAACGAUCACUUGAAAUUCUGAAAAUAACUCUCCCUCCGAAUCAUCCGGACUUGGCUGCUUCUUACAACAACAUCGGUCUGCUGUAUGAUAAGAUGGGCGAGUACUCGUAGCAGUUUCUGAACUUUCGAGAAAUUAUCUGCUGACUCUUGAAUACUUUCCUUGCUUUCGACUUGCUUCUUCGUCACUAAUUUCGUAAUUUUCCUGCUGCAGAUGCCAUGACGUGCUUUAAAAUGAUGAAUCCAGUAGGUACUGGCG
This is a messenger RNA of Didymodactylos carnosus, 2767 nucleotides long. The record is from the annotation of a GenBank genome assembly. NCBI's taxonomy places the organism in Eukaryota, Metazoa, Rotifera, Eurotatoria, Philodinida, Philodinidae.